UUCCAUUCCAGCUAUGGACGGGGUCUCCAAGAGCGUGCUCGUCAUCGGGGCCACGGGUUACAUUGGCCGCUACAUCGCCCUAGCCAGCGCCGCGGCCGGAUUUUCGACAUCGGCGCUCCUGCGCGCCAAUUCGGGGGCCGCGCCAAAUCCAAGGAGGGACAAGGCCAUUGAAUCCUUGCACGCCGCAGGGAUCAGCAUCAAGAAUGGAUCCCUUGACGAUCGCGAGAGCUUGAUGCUCGCCCUGGAGGAUGUGGACAUCGUAAUAUCGGCCGUCGGGAUACCUCAAAUUCUAGAGCAGCUAAAUCUCGUCGAGGCCAUGAAGGAGAAGAAGACUGUCAAGAGAUUCGUUCCAUCGGAGUUUGGCCAGGACGUCGAUAAGGUGGUUUGUCUAAAGCCGGCCCAGGAGGUGCUGAGCGACCCAAAAAUUCGCGUUCGCCGUGCCAUAGAGGCCGCUGGAAUCCCAUUCACGUACGUUAUCACGAAUGCUUUUGCAAAGUUCCAUUUCAACAUGCGAGAGGAGAAUGGACGACUCUCUCCUCCCGAAAGGUUCGUCAUAUAUGGUGAUGGAAACAUUAAAGCUAGUUUUGUUACUGAGGAAGAUAUCGGAGCCUUCACUGUCAAGGCUGCUGCCGAUCCAAGAGCAUUAAACAAGACGCUACACAUGAGACCACCUGCGAAUGCCUUGUCGCAGAACGAGACUGUCGCGAUCCUGGAGAGAGAAACCAAGCGGCAACUGAGAAAGGAGGUGGUGUCGCAGGUUGAAAUGCUGGAAUCCAUACGAGAAUCCUCCGGAGGCUUCCAAGCCGUCAUACUGUCGCUCAUGUACUCCGCUUACAUCAGAGGCGAUACUUUUGGUUUCGAGCUGGGGCCGAAUGACGUGGUGGCGCAUGAACUAUACCCGGACGCCAGUUUUACCGAUGCACACGGUUAUCUCAGUAAGUUUGUCUGAGGGCUCGCCUCUAUAUUGCUUGCCUCCUUUCUCUUUUGUAAAGUGGUGAGUAAAUGUCUACGCAUAACACUUUUCUUUUA
Messenger RNA from Selaginella moellendorffii, 1029 nucleotides. RefSeq names its product isoflavone reductase homolog IRL1. The record is from RefSeq and is a predicted model, not a curated record. The coding region runs from base 14 to 949 and encodes 311 amino acids. Gene Ontology annotation, molecular function: oxidoreductase activity. The transcript has 5 exons. NCBI's taxonomy places the organism in Eukaryota, Viridiplantae, Streptophyta, Lycopodiopsida, Selaginellales, Selaginellaceae.